Molecule: messenger RNA, 6528 nt
Organism: Clunio marinus
Lineage: Eukaryota; Metazoa; Arthropoda; Insecta; Diptera; Chironomidae
Source: the annotation of a GenBank genome assembly
GGUUCAAUAAUUUUGUCGGAAAAGAAGACACUAAAAAGUUCUUCACACCGUUUAAAAUCAUAUAAAAUAGUUUUAAAAAGUAAUUAAUACAAUAUUUCUUCAUUUAAGUGUCGGCGUUCAGUCGUUAACAAGUUAGUUCUACCGGAGAAGCAGUGCAUAAUACUUAUUUUUCAUCUUUAAAAUUUAAGCGAAGAACUUAUAUCGCCAUUUUUUUUUAAAGCUCUAAAAGAUUUGUAAAAACGUGAGCAAAGAAGAGAUUUAAUAAUUUUGAAAGGAACAAUUGAAUGAAAGCAUUAUUUAUUAUUUUAAUUCAUCAAAGGUUUUGAGUAAGAGUGUUUAAAGACUGAAAAAAUUGAGUUUUGUUCGAUAAAAUUAUAUGUGAAAAUUCUUAUUUGUACGAAAGUGAAAAACGCUAAGGAAAUUUCCUCUUGUGUGAAAAAAAACUCUUCCUUGUCGUGAGAGAUAUCGCGAGUUCAUUUUCAAGAUUUGAGGAAGCAGCACCGGCUAAUAGUGUCAGAAAGUUUUGAAACUUCAAGAGAUACAGACAUAAAAAUAAUAAAUAAACAAAUUGCUUUGACAGCAUUUCAUUCAAUAAAUAAAAUAAAGUUAGUAAAUUCUUACUCAUAAAGCUCAAAGUGAAUAUAAAAAAAAAAUUGGUUGCAUUCAAGCUUCAAAGGCAAACGAUUGCAAUCAUUAGAAAAGUGUGAAAAUAUUAAAAAAAGUUGCAAACAUUCGAAACUUAAUUUAAACUGUGCAAAGCUAAACAAAGAAAGAAUAUUUUUAAAACUAAAGAGGGACCGGAGAUACCGAAGAAAAGCUUUUGCUGAUGAGGGAUCUUUGGCAGCAUGAGCACAUUGGGUGGGAAUAGGGGUGAGCGGGAUAAGAACGCGAAACCCAAAUUUCAACAGCUUGAUAUCAACAGUUUAUACAGAUCCAGUCGUGGCGAAACAUCUGAGCCUGCAACACAGAAAAACGCUGUACCCCGUAAACAUGGAAUGCAAAGUUUGGGCAAAGUGCCCUCAGCACGACGACCUCCAGCUAAUUUGCCGUCACUGAAAGCUGAAACAAAUUCUCCAAGUAACGUUUCAACUCAACCCAACGAUCAACAGCAACAGCAGAUUUCAAAUUCUUCUGGUUCUUGGGCUGAUAAUAAUUCGUCGACAGGUGCACAAGUAUCUAAUACGACUCAAGUAUCGUCUCAGUUGAACACUAGUGGCUCAUCAAAUUUGUCACAAUCUGGUGGAAAUUCAGGAGGAUCAGCAUCAAAUACAUCAUGGAGUGCAGUAGCAACAGGUGGAAAUGUGAAGGAGGAGAAUUCAUCUCAACCGCCUCUUUAUCAGAGCCAACAAUUUCAGAACGAAUUCCCAUCAUUGGACGGUUCAGUGACAACGACGACAAAUGCAAAUGCGAUUGCAGCAGGUCAGAAAAUGGGACAACAGAUUCAAAAUUCCAAUUCCCACGAUUCCGGCGAACAAAUGAACUUAAGACCGUCAACAGAUGCAGCCAGUUGGAUGCAACAACAACAAUCAAAUUCUGGAAAUGUACGUGGCGGAGGAGGAGAAAAUGGUCCACAAAUUGCAUAUUCACAAACAGACUUGAAUGUGGUUCCCCCAAAGUUUAUGGCAUUGAUGCCUUCGUUUAUGCUUCGUGGCGCUCAAAAUUCAGGUUUGAAUACAUCAAACUCCUCUUCUACUUCUUCACACAACAACCAAACGCAGUCAGGAGGUCAAAACUCUGGAAACUAUCGGAACCAGGGUAGAUCAGACCGUAAUUCUUCGCAUUAUGGAGGAUCAUCUUACAAUAAUGACUACACAAACAAUCGUGAUUCAGGUCCACCAAGACAUCGGCAAGCACCUCCACCACGUCAUUCAAUUCGUCACAAUAAUGACGACAGAAGUUCUUCGUAUGAGCCAGACAUAAUUGUACAAAGACCAAUUAUCAAAGAAGAAGAACUCGAAAGAAUUGAUUCAUUGGCACGAGAUGAUGGUUGGUCGAAACACGAUGAAAUCGAUUACAACAAGAAACUUCAAUUCUCAGACGACGAGACAGAUGAUGUGAAGCCAAAGGACAUAAUGAUGAUGAUGGGUGAUAAAAAAUCAGAUGCUUGGCGUGAUGAAAAGAAAGAUUCAAUCAAGAUGAAUGGACCGAUGAGUCGUUCUGUUGAUCAAGCUUUAGUUGAACGAGUAAGACAACGACGUGAAGAGGAAGAACGAUUGGAACGUGAACGUAAAAUGGCUGCACAGAAGAAACUCAUGGAAUUAGAAGAGAAAGCAAAAAUGAAAUCAUCAUCAAUGGAGAAAGAUAAAGAAAAUGAUGAGAAAUAUGGUGAUUGUGAAAAGCGUGGAUCAAUGGAUUAUGGGAAGAAAUAUGGAGGUGAUAAGUACGAUUCGUAUGACAGUUAUGGACGUGGAAGUGCACCACCAAAUGACUUUAAGAAAUCUUCAUUUCAAUCAAACUUACCGCCACGUUUUCAAAAGCAACAUCAGAACAUUGAACGUCAUGAUGACAGACGUGAAAAAUCUGGUGGUCCGCCUGGUUACUCCAAACCAUUGCAUCAACAAGAUAGCAAAAAUAUUCCUUUCGCUCAACCUUCUUACGAACAACGUUGGACGUAUGGUAAACAAUCACAUCAACAACAGCCGCCACCCACGCGACGUAACAUGUCUUCACUCUCUCAAUCAUCAUCUGAUGAUAAUCGACGUGACAACAACAAAACUUAUGGCAGACGUCGUCAAGAAUCUGAAGAAGAUGAUUAUCGCUUUUCAAAAGAUUCAUCUGCUGGUAAUGCUAAGAAAACCAUGCAAACUGCACAAAUAAGCCGCAGCAUGUCUGAUUCGUCAGAUAAAAUGAGUGAUCACAACCGUUCAGAGAAAUCAGCAUCGCGUGAAUAUCUCGGCGCAAAUGUUUGUUGGGCUGAAGUGUGUGAAAAUGAAAAGCGUACGAUUGACACAAAAUCACGCCGAGUUUCGGAAUCUUCAGCAAUGAGUGAUGAUCAACCAAGGACAAUUUUACAACGUAACAAGCCACUACAAGAACAACUGCAAAACAAGGACUUGAAAAAAGAUGUAAAGGAAUCAAUGGAAAGCGAGAAGAAAUCAGUAUUAAGUGAAAGUCCACCGAAAGUUGAUUCUUUUGAUGACAAAAAGGCUCAAGAGAAAGGCUUAGACACCUCCAUCGAGCAGAACAAGAAAAGCUUAGAAAGUAUACCAGAAAAAGAUCAGAAUCCUGUUGAUAAGAAUGAGGGUUCAGUUAAAGAUUUGUUGAAACCAACACAUGGUAAAGAAAGUGACGAUAAUCAUCAGACACGAGAUAAGAAAAUAAGUCCAAGAUCCAAUCAUUAUGACAGAGAAUCUCGUUCAGGUCCAAAUGCUCGAGGUGGUUACUCAUAUCGUAGUAGUAAUAAUUGGCCCCGACGAGGUGGAAGUCAUCAAAGAAGUGGGCGUUAUGAUUACAGUGACUCGGAAAAUUCUGAUGAGUAUGAAGUUGAAUGGAAUCGAAACAAUACGAAGUCGUUAGGUCGUAAAGAUCAGAUUCGUGAUGGUCGACGUGAUGGAGCGAAUUAUAAUUCCAGUGGCUCUAAAGAAGGAUUUUCACCAAGAGGUGAACCAUCUAGACGUGGACGUGGUGGAAUAGCUUCACAAUCUACAAGCUUUCGUAGAAGUGGAUCUAAUGGCGCUAUUACAGCACCUGCUAAAAAUCGAAUUGACAAUUAUGGACCGCCAAGUUCAAAAAGUCCAUUUGGAUCAAAUGAUGAGAAAUCAAGCAGUGAAAAGAGAGAUGCAAGUGAAAAGAUCAGCGAUGAUGAUCGCACCAAACAAAAGCAAAAAGCAUUGAGUGAUGGACUUGUAAAUAAAAGUCAAAAAGAAAGCUCAAAUGCAGCGCAAAAAGUUUCAUCUCCAUCAUCAUCUGUUAUCAAACCUGAAGAGACAUCGAAACAGCAUUCCACUGAAUUAUCUUCUGCUCAGUCUAAUCAGAAAGACAAAAAGCAAGCUGAUGUUGCUGACGAGAAACUUUCAAGCGAUAGUAAACAUUUAGUCGGUCAUCGCACAUCAUCGUCGUCAUCAAGUUUCACAUCGAAUCAAGGACGACAAAAGUCGGAGAGAGUUUCUCAAUCAAACCCAAUUUCGACUGGAAAGGCGGGAGUGAAAACGAUGCAAAGUAAUGCAACUUCAAACAGUGGAAAGUCUACUUUAGCUCCAUCAUCACAUCAAUAUUCUUCAUCAAUGUCUAAGCCAAUUGACGCUCGUAAUCAAAUGAAUCGAAAUGAUCCUCGAAUGGAUCCACGUAACAGCAAUAAUCGAAUGGCUCCACGCUUCGCAAAGCAACAGCGCGAUCCUUUACCAGCUCCAGGUUUAGGUGGAAGUAUGAAUAGAAUGUCGGGAAGUUAUUGGGAUAAGAAUCAUCCCUCAGAUCAAAUACAUGGAAUUGGUGAUGAUAAAAUGUCAAUGAUGCAAAUGUCAGCACCAAAUUCACAACAACAAAGUGGCAUGCAAACGACACAAUCAAAUAAUUUACUGAAUUCAAAGACUGAUCUGAUGAAGCAACAGAAUCAACAGCAACAACAACAUUCUUCAAUGCAGCAACAACAACAAGGUCAAAAUUCAGCUAUGCUCGAUGGAGCUUCAUUGAAGACAACAUUGAUAUUUGAGAAUACAAGUUACAAGAGUGGACCUCCAGCUGGAAUAAAAAGACCUCAAGGUCCGCCUCCAAUGGGACAGCAAAAGCCCCAAGAGAACACAAUUAACACAAUUAAUGAUAUGAUUGAUCAACAAGCAAAGGAGCAAAGUCUUUCAAGUGCUUUACAAAACUUAUCGUUUGGACAAAAAACUCAAAACGACAUGGUCGAUAUGAACUUCCCUUACACAUUUGACUCUCAAAUUGGACUUUUGACUGAUGAACGUAAUAAAUCUAGCUUUGGUGUUGUCUCAAGUGGUUCCAAUGCAAAUACACAUCAAUCUCAAGCUGUUUCAAAAGCAUCAUCAUUAGGACUUGUUGGAGCGAAAACUGGCAUUCAAAAUAGCAACAUUUUGAACACAGAUGCUUUAAAUAUGAAAGUAGCAAGUUGCAAGAAGGUUUGGGAAGAACCGAGUGUUUCAAUGGAACAUGGAGGCUCAAGUGGAAAUGAUGAUGUCAUGUCCAAUUUCGUUGCUCAACAGCAACAUUUACAUCAAUACAGCCACAACAAUAUGGGUGCACAUCAUACUGGAUUAUCUCCUGGACCGCAAUCUUAUGGUUACGGUUCAAAUCCUUCAAAUGAUCAUAACAGUUCGUUGGAACAUUUCAACAAAACGAAUGAUGCUGAUGACGGUUCCAGUUAUUCAUCUCCAGCAACUGGAGGUUUAUACAAUCCUUACAAUUUGGAUGCCGCAAGAGCCCAAUUGUAUGGCUAUCCAACUGGUGGUGCUGUUGGAGCAAAUAAUUCAAUGUCAUUUAAUGCAUUCAUGCAAACACCAAACAUUGCAUCAGCUCCAACACAUGAAAUGUAUCAGAAUUUGUCGCAAUAUCGUGCAACUGUUCAACCGUAUAAUCAAACGCCACAAAUCAAUAACCCAAAUGCAGCUGUUUUAAUUUCAUCAGCAACUGCAUCAAAUUCCAUGAUGAAUUCAAAAAGUAACUCUCAGAUUGGAGCUAUUGGCUCGAAAAGUUCACAAAGUGGUGGACCAACAGCUUCAAGUGGUCAAUAUGGUCAGCAAUACAUGAAUCAUUUGUAUCAUCAGCAUCAGAAUAGUUAUUAUUCGAACUCUGCAGCUCAACAAGCCAAUCCUUAUUACAGUGGACCAACAGGAACUGGUGGAGCAGCAACUGGAAAUUAUGGAAUGUUUGCAUCGCAUGGAACAAACGUUUCAAAUGGUCCACCACCACAGCCACAACAAAUGGCAAACUUUGGAUCUACCGUGGGGCAGUUUCCUUUAAGUUCUCAAAUGUUGAGUAAUCUCGUGAUUAAUCAACAAUAUCGAAGCGGUCCCGUUGUGAAUACCGGCAACAAUGGUAAUGGAAGUGGUAGUGGCAACAACUCUAAUGCACCACCUGGUAGCUAUAUGAAGCAACAACAUCAAUCUCAACUCCAAGAUCCCUGGGAUUCAAUUCCACCGAUAAAUUCUUCACAAACAUCAAACUUUAGCACAAAUCGUAUGUAUAGUAGUGGACACAAUUCAAUGCAAACACAAAAUCAAAGAUGGCAAACACCAGGACCGAUCCAAAGACCUUCCAAUAAUAGCAACAACAAUUAUAAUAAUUCACAAUCUUCACAACACACAAAUUAUCAGAAUUCUCAUUAUCAACAAAGAGUAGGACGAAAUGCUUCGAUAUCAAGCAACAACUCAGGAAUGGCGCAAGGAAAAUCUCAAUAUUUUAAUGUUUCUUCAUCUGCAAGCUCUAGAAUGAAAUCAGAUUACGACAAGACAAGAUCAUUAGUAUCAAUUGCUCCCACGAAAGCACCUGGCGAGACUAAAGUUGAUUAAAAAUUGUAUCUUUAAAUAUCUGAAAAUUUCUUUGUUUUUAUUUUAAGAAUAUUUUUGAAUGUACAUA